GUUGGCGGUUGGAAAGCUAAGCUUCAUGUGGUUCUGAAGACGCUGCGCUGGCUGGCUGGGAUUGUUUCAACACAACGCAGCAGCAGUGAGUGGAAGACGCAGAACAGCUUAAAUUUGCCGCGGUGAUUUUCGUCGUGAUCUGGUGUAAGCUCCCGGCUUACCUACCACCCUUCGUUUCGUCGUCAUCGUCGUUGCUUCGAGCAUCGAAAUCACGCUCAAGGUUUCUUGGCUGCGGGUGCGAAGGGAAUUGUUCCCUGUCGAAAGAAGAGAAGUCUCCACAACACUGCGGUGACAGCGAAGACGGCUGGCGUUGAACGUUUAUGCUGAUGGCAUGCUGAAAGUGAGUGAAUUCAUGAGCCGCGGAAAAACUUGUGUAAUACCCACUUGAUUUUUGUGUUCUCUUAAGGUAGAGUUUAUUGUUAUGGAAUGCUUGUUUUUGGGAAGGUGACUGUGAGUUUGUUUUCGUUGAAUAGUUGAAUCGUGGAUAACAUUGUUGCAGGUGGAAGGAAUUUCUGGUUUCAACUUUAAAUUCGUGUCGACAAAAAAGCUAAAAAAAUAAAAAAAUAACUCCCAACAUCCAUCAAUCGGGAUAAACCGUGAAUAAGCAAAGUCCGUCAGAGCCAGUGAUAAUCGGUUCGAUAACGAAACACGAGGCCGUCUUGUGGUGAAAGAAAGGUGUCAAAUCAAUCGACGAAAGCAUACCAAUAAAGGCACCCGAUACUGGUGCGAGUUUGUGUCUUGAAAAUCAGGUUCAAACGAAAAAAAAAUGUGAUCAAUUUCAUCUGGGUGGAGCCGUAAGAAGAAAAUGUUUUAUGAGCAAUCGCCGUCGUCGUCGUUGCAUAAGAAGCACAAUCCUCAUCAUCAUCAAGACCAGCAUCAUCGGUAUCAACGGUGGUCGUAGAGUAGUGUUGAAGAGAAAUAUCUAGGAUCCAGUCAGGUGCGGUGCGGGUCUGGCUUUCGCUGGCAGUCAGUGGCGCGUGCUGUUUGAUUGAAGCGCGAUCGCGCGCGCAUACCGCCACCGCCUGAGCCAUACGGUUGUGCAAUUAGUGCGAUACUGGAAGGAAUGGUAGAGAUGAUUUGCUAGUGAUAUUUGUUGAGUUCAUAUUUUUUUUUUCUGUUUUGCUCUGGAAAUUGCUUCUUACAGUGCGCAGAGGUGUGCCGGAAGAAGAAACGCCACGCCGACCGAUCGACCGCGGGUAGCACCCACGGUAAUUCAACCUGUUGUUGUGCCCCUAGCGCACCACUAGUGGAAAAUUAGGUGCAAUCAAAAAUAGCAUUAGAAAAGUGAAAAGUGCGAAGAAAAAAAAUGGGAAAAUCAAACCACCGAUUGAUACGGCUGAUUUGGCUGAUUGGAUUACAGUGCUUGGUGGUUGCAGUUUGUGCGGCGCAGAGCAGUUUAGAAGAUGUCUCGACAACAACCGCUGAAUCAAGUACGGUAGAAAACAAUGCCAUAAAAGCAGAAAGUUCCUCCUCGACCACAGUACCGUUAGCCGUUCUACCAUUAAGUAAAGACAACGAUAACCAAAAUGAUCCGAUUGCCAAAGAGAGCCCAGAAAGCACAACACUUAAGCCGUCCGAUGGCGGCAGUUUGAACGAUGAUGCCUCAGUGCCAUCACUGAUGGAAACAACAACUUCCCACUUGACCUCGUCCGAUCCCGUCGCGAAUGAGGUAAGCACCGAGUCAGAUGUUGCCACUAAGCAGCAGCCAAUCGGUGCGACCUCGAUCGAAAAAUCACCACAGAAACCGGUUUUGCUGCACGUUAAGACCCCCGAAGAGGUCAGCAACGAUCGAAAUCCGGCCAAACCACCUUCCAUACUGCAGCAUUUUCUUCCGGUCGGUGAAAGCUCGUCGGAAGAGUUGCUCAAAAUGAGUGACAUGAGAUCAUCGUCGUCUGCCGAAGCGACACUGGCUCCUCGUGGUCGUGCCAUUAAUUUUGGCUCCGCCGAUGGGCCAAUUAAUUUCGUUACAGCCCCCGACCUGGCAGCGGCUGGCGGCCACACCACCAAAGGCCCCACAACAGAAAUGCCGGCCACCACGAUAGACCAUGAGAAAAAGCAGCAUCAGACCGCACUGCCGGAACUGUCCGAUAUCAGUAUGGAGGACGAUGACGACGACGCCGAUGCGGAAGGUCAAUCGGAAGAGACGAAGCCAAAGGGCGCUGAGAAGAUGGACCACAACAAAAGCGUGAAACACAUGGCGGUCGUCGAUGAGUGCAUCUACAAUGGCGCCGAGUACAAGACGAACCAAACCGUGGACCGGGGCUGCGACGAGCGAUGCACCUGCGAGGAGGACGGUAAAUGGCGCUGCGAGCCACGUUGUGCAAGGCCGUUUAUCAAACGUGGAAAAACGCUACCGGAGGCCGGAUGCUACGAGAGCCCCUCCAAAACGGACGAUUGCUGUGCCACCCUGGUGUGUCCCUCGCAGCGGCUAACUGAUGGACGGUCAGAUCACGUGGAUGAAUCGACGGACAAGAUUCAAACGACGUCAACAGCGAUUGUGACCAGUUGCAUCUAUCGGAACCAGUCGUACGACGUGAAUGCCAAAGUUGAGAUGGGAUGCGACAAGAUAUGCACCUGCAACAGUGAAGGUGAACUGGAUUGCGCACCGCGGUGUCCUCCGAUGAACGAAACUAGAUCAGAACACUGUGUAACAGUGCCUGAUCCUAAUGAUGCAUGUUGCAACCGCGAGUUUUGCGACGUAAUUUUAGAUGAUCAUGAGCAGAACGCUGGUAUGAUGAUGAUGUCACCUUCGACGGCUGCUCCAGCCCCUUCGACAACCGCCGGUCAUGGUCAUGAGUUUAGCGGAGAAAUCGAUCAGUGUGAAUACAAAGGAAAGAUGUACACAAAGAAUCAACAAUUUCACGACGAAUGCAACUCGCUGUGUUUGUGUACGGACGCAGGUGUGCAUUGUGCCAAGAUUGAGUGUCCUUCCCAUUUUGGACUGGACGUCCUAGAUCCUCAUUGCCUGCGAUGGGAACCUGAACCUGCAACGUUCCGUGCGAUAGCGCCACGUUGCUGUCCAGAACGUAUGAGAUGCGUUGAAAAUGGGACAUGUGUGUUUAAAGGUCACAAUUUCGAUAACUGGUCUGAGAUCCCCAGUAACCUUACUGGAUGUGACCAACAUUGUUAUUGCGAAUCAGGCAAAGUCGAAUGUAGACCCGCAUGUCCUCCAGUUCCUGCUACACCUCCACCAAAUCUACCUUGUAAUCCUCGAAUGGCGAGACUGGCACCGCUGCCCGAUGAUGAUUGUUGUAAACACUGGACGUGUUCCAACGGAGAGCCAGCUAUCACCGGGAAUGAUGUGCUUAAACCUCUCCUUAUGCCCGAUACAAUCAAUCAGUUUCUCCCGACAAAGACACCGAAAAGCGAAAAAGGAGAGAAGCCGGAGAAAGAAUCGGAAACGUCAAAGGACAUCCCCCAAACCGUCCCAUUCUACCCGACCGUCGACGGAAAACCGCCGAAAGUCCCCCAGGAGAAACCCCAUAAGAAACAUCCUAAGGAGGAUUCUAAGAAGGAUCAUUUCAACAACAUCUACCCUGGCGGCGACACCUCUGGGCCAGGCGAUUACGGCCAGUACGGCGAUGGCCAGAAACCAGCAACCCUUGGUGUUCAGCGACCAGGCCCACCGGGAUACUACGGUCCAGAAAUCAAACCGGGCUACAACGACUACAACCCGUACAUCCACGUGAAAGGUCCACCGGGUUCGAUUCCGCUUCCUCCGGGCGGCCAAGUGCCUCAUCAUCCCCUCGACAAGCAGCAGCUGAUCAACGCCCUCGGUGGCAACGCACAGAACAUUCCACCGAACAUUCGCAUCGAGCAGCUUCUGCAGCAGAUUCAUGCCCAAUCAGAUCCCAAUCCCGGUCCCAUCCUGCAUGGUCAGAACAUUCCCUUCCAGCAUCCGGGGGCGGCCUCCGGUAACGGUAUCAACUACAACCAGUACGGUGAGCCGCUAGACAUUGGACUCGUACCGCACCAAAGACCUCAAUCACCACCGUCACCACCAACAGGACCUGGCCUCGGUUUCCCAUCCCUGCAAGCGGAUCUCAAGGUUCUCGCGUUGGAUGCCAUCGACCCGAACACCGUUCGUGUUAUCUUCAUCGUUCCGCAGGUUUACGUCGGCCUGCACGGUCGCGUCGAGCUACGGUACACUCGAACCCGAAACAACGAUACCACCACCUGGCAGUCGCAGGUGUUUGCCCCUCCGGAUGAUCUGAUCGCCACUUCACAGCUCGAAUUUGAGCUUCCUGGCCUAGAACCGAACACCGAAUAUCGAGUGAAAAUCACCCUGGUAUUGCGCGACGUGAACUCGCAACCUUCUAGUCAAAUCUACAAUGUCCGUACGCCGUCGGAUCGGAUUAUAACACCACCGCCAUUGAUCAACACCGACCUGCACUAUCCACAUCUGGGACAACCCACGAACUUCCUCAAGGAGAUCAUUCAAGAUCCGGUGCUGCAGACAAACGAUGUGAACGCCACAUGGGCUAAGGUUUCGUGGCGUAAGUUGGACGACGAGGAACUUGACUACGUAGAUGGUAUACAACUCCGAUACAAGGAAAUCGAUGGAAUGGUGUACGAUGCCACUCCACUGAUCCAUCGGGCGCUCAGCGAGUAUACUCUGGAAAAUUUGAAACCUCAAACGAGAUACGAAGUCGGCAUAUUCUUCAUUCCUUUCCCUGGACACGGUGAAGAAGUGCGGGCGGGAGAAAUGCUACAGUUCACCACGGCCCAGCGUGUCGACAUGUAUGGCUUUGAAGUGGUGGUGAAUGUUAGCAAAGUUAAGGCCAGCAGCGUCGAAGUUAGCUGGUCCGGUGUUCCAUACCCGGAGGACAAAUAUAUCAACAUCUACCGCGCCAUCUAUCAGAGUGAUAGCGGCAAGGAGGAUUCCAGUGUGUUCAAGGUUGCGAAACGAGAUUCAACGACAGGAACCCUUAUCAUGGAUCUUAAACCUGGUACAAGAUAUCGACUAUGGUUGGAAAUGUAUCUCACAAACGGAAGUAUCAAGAAGAGUAAUGUGGUGAACUUUAUCACCAAACCCGGCGGUCCAGCGUUACCUGGCAAGACAGGUAAAUUAUCAGUUGCCGGUGUGGACACCUCUCCUGGUGACUACUAUGGGCCAUUAGUAGUGGUAGCAGUCAUAGCUGCCCUAGCAGUCAUGUCCACUCUGAUAUUGCUGCUCAUCCUCACCAGACGGCGAGUACAAAGUGCCACGAUCACACCUCCUCGCAAGAACGAAGUGUCGUACGAUAAUCCUAGCUACAAAGUUGAAAUUCAGCAAGAAACCAUGAAUCUCUGAACCUGAUGCUCCAUCUGCUCCCGUACGACACAACAACGGUUUUAAUCUAUUUAUCUAGCCGCGACUGCCAUCGAUACCACAGGCACAUAAAUUUUGUAUAUUUAUUCUCCAACCGAAACGAUCCAACUUCCAAUUGUACAUAAGCUCGAAGCUAGUAGAAAACAUUUUCCAAUGCAUCACAGGUCUUGUAAAGGUCAAACGAAUCUCCGUCCUAGGAAGUAUCGCCACACCCCGUACUCUGUUAGUUGAAAUAACCAACCAUCCAAAGCAAAGCACCGCAGAACAUGCCAAAUAGAAGGCAAACACGUUGAAUUCCCAGUGACCAUUCCUUGUAGAGAACGUAAAAAGAAACAAAUUACUCGAAGCACCUUCGAACGACGAUUAACGAAUGUGUGAAUGUUGCGAAUGUGUUUUUGUACUUUUAUAGGUACAUUUUUUCCGAUCCCAGUGUAAGGUUGGAUCUGAUCUUAGUUCAAGACUGUACAUAUUUAUUCUUAACUACGACAUUUUAAGCUUUUUCGAAGUAGGUAAAUACUUGUAUGAUCUUUUAGGAGGACCUUUUUAUGUAAAUAAGAGAUUUAUUUUUAAAUA
This is a messenger RNA of Aedes albopictus (Asian tiger mosquito), 5884 nucleotides long. RefSeq names its product putative epidermal cell surface receptor (gene sas). Gene Ontology annotation, biological process: cell adhesion; signal transduction. Gene Ontology annotation, cellular component: extracellular matrix. Lineage: Eukaryota; Metazoa; Arthropoda; Insecta; Diptera; Culicidae. Gene Ontology annotation, molecular function: integrin binding; heparin binding. Bases 1307 to 5293 code for a protein of 1328 amino acids. The record is from RefSeq and is a predicted model, not a curated record. The transcript is spliced from 10 exons.